Molecule: messenger RNA, 954 nt
Organism: Entrophospora sp. SA101
Lineage: Eukaryota; Fungi; Glomeromycota; Glomeromycetes; Entrophosporales; Entrophosporaceae
Source: the annotation of a GenBank genome assembly
AUGGCCAUACUUCCAGAAGUUACAGCCCCUGAAAGAAAGGUACCCUUUCGACAAAAAAUUUUGUGGACAGCUGUUACGCUCCUUAUUUUUUUAGUGUGUUCACAAAUUCCAUUAUAUGGCAUAAUGUCAUCUGAUUCAUCUGAUCCUUUAUAUUGGUUACGUGUAAUUCUUGCUUCGAACAGAGGUACACUGAUGGAAUUGGGUAUAACACCUAUUGUAACAUCGGGAAUGAUUAUGCAACUUUUAGCUGGAGCAAAUUUGAUUGAGGUUGAUUUCAGUUUGAAAGAAGAUAGAGCAUUGUUCAGCGGUGCUCAGAAACUUUUUGCAAUGGUUUUCGCUUUUGGUCAAGCUACAGUAUCUGUGAUGACUGGAUUGUAUGGCAAUCCGUCAGAAAUCGGAGCUGGUGUUUGUCUAUUGCUUAUCAUUCAAUUAGUUUUUGCCGGUCUCAUCUCUAUGUUGUUGGAUGAACUUCUUCAAAAAGGCUAUGGUCUAGGAUCUGGAAUUUCACUUUUUAUCGCUACAAAUAUUUGUGAGUCAAUAGUUUGGAAAGCAUUUAGUCCAACGACUGUUAACACAGGGCGUGGACCCGAAUUUGAAGGAGCUUUGGUUGCAUUGGUUUAUCUAGUUUUCACUCGUAAUGAUAAAACUCGUGCACUGAAAGAAGCAUUUUAUAGAACAAACUUACCAAAUGUCAUGAAUUUAAUAGCAACUGGGGUAGUUUUUGCUAUUGUCAUCUAUCUUCAAGGUUUCCGUGUUGAAAUUCCUGUUAAAUCGAAUCGUUUUCGCGGUCAAUAUGGAACUUAUCCAGUCAAAUUGUUUUAUACUUCAAAUAUGCCCAUCAUGCUUCAAUCCGCUCUUACCUCUAAUGUUUUCUUGAUUUCACAAAUGUUAUAUAAUCGUUUCCCUGAUAAUUUACUUGUUAGACUUUUAGGUGUUUGGACUGUGACCAUUUGA